Pimephales promelas (fathead minnow) is the source of this 945-nucleotide messenger RNA. Lineage: Eukaryota; Metazoa; Chordata; Actinopteri; Cypriniformes; Leuciscidae. The record is from RefSeq and is a predicted model, not a curated record.
AUGAACAUCAGCCUGCCUUUGACUCUGAGCAACAGCAUAAAUAUCACAGAUAUCGACAUGACUACUGCGUCAUGUUUGGCCAAUGACACCUGCAGGGCCUAUCAUGAGUGUGAUGAGAUUGUGGGGGGCACUUGUGGAUGUAUUCAAGCUCUCCCUUCAGAGGGUCCGCUUUGCCAGAGAGACAUCAAUGAAUGUGAAGAUGCAGUGUCAGUUUGUGGUCAAUACUCAGACUGUAUUAACAUCAUUGGGAGUCACAAGUGUUCAUGCUGGAGUGGAUUUAAUUCCUCCAAUAAAGACAGUCCUGUGAGCCGCAACAACUCAUGUCAGGAUAUAGACGAAUGUCUGGUCAGUCCAUCUGUAUGUGGUCCAGAUUCCAGCUGCACAAAUGAAAUAGGAAGUUACAGUUGCUCAUGUUUGAAUGGAUUCACUGUAACAAACUCAAACCUCUCCAUCAGCAUCAAUAACCCGUGUAGAGAUGUCAAUGAAUGUCUAAAUACAUUAGAGGUCUGUGGUCCAAACUCUCGUUGCAACAACUCAUUUGGGAUUUACAACUGUUCCUGCUUGAUUGGGUUUACUGUAACAAAUAUGAAUCAACCAAUCAGCACCAGUAACCCAUGCAAUGUGACUCUACCUUUGACUGAAUAUCUGAUUGAAAUUCAGAUCAAUAGUGUGGAUAGUAGCGUCACUGAUCAGCUGAGGACUCUUCUGAUGUCUUUUAAUUUGCCCUACAUAAUCAGUGACAGCACUAACAUUACAGAAAUCAGCAUAACUACUGUGUGUUCAUUGAACCAAACGCAGUAUCAGUGUAAAUGUGAGGGUCUGUUUGUUUGGCCAAAUGACACGUGUCACUCAUACGAGGCCUGCGAUGACAUCACUAAUGGUUCAUGUACAUGUAUCAAUGCCCUUCCAGUGGAUGGACAGUUCUGUCAAGGAUUAACAAACUGA